Macrosteles quadrilineatus (aster leafhopper) is the source of this 573-nucleotide messenger RNA. RefSeq lists its product as uncharacterized. The coding region runs from base 1 to 573 and encodes 190 amino acids. The record is from RefSeq and is a predicted model, not a curated record. The transcript has a single exon. Lineage: Eukaryota; Metazoa; Arthropoda; Insecta; Hemiptera; Cicadellidae.
AUGGAAAAACAUUUUGCUCCAGCAAAACUUUCAAUAGAUCCAAACUCUUCAACAGCAGCAAUGGAAUGGAAUCACUGGCUCAGGACAUUUACAAAUUUUAUUGAAGUGACAGAAGCAAAUGAAUCUGAGAAAUUGAAACUUCUAAUCAACUAUGUGGUGCCUUCAGUAUAUACUUAUAUCAGUGAAUGUUUGAAUUUUAAAGAUGCAAUUGGUAAUCUUCAAAAUCUAUAUUGUAAGCCAGUGAACGAAGUAUUUGCUCGCCAUAAGUUAUCUACUCGUCAGCAACAACCAGGAGAAUCAGUUGACCAAUAUCUAGAAGCUUUAAAGAUACUCAGCAAAGACUGCAAUUUUAAAGCUACUUCUGCAGAAGAAAAUAGAGAUGACUGCAUUAGAGAUGCAUUUGUAAAUGGUCUGAUUGCUCCACACAUUCGCCAGAGACUGCUAGAGAACUUUAAGCUGCCUCUUCAAGAUGCUUAUGAACAGGCCCGUUGUUUGGAAAGUGCACAACAACAAGCCCUCCUAUAUCAACCCAGCUCAAAUCUCAAUUCAGUUUUAAAACAAGAAAACUCAUGA